UAGCUUUAGCGCUUUAUACGAAAAUGCAGCAGUCCCACACACACCUCUCCUGGAUGUUAUAAAGUAAUGGGCUGAGAUCCACCCCUAUCCAAAAUGACGAAAGACAGAAAGUGCAUCCUCUGUGAGACAGUCCACAUCUCCAAGCAGGAGAUGGAUGAGCACAUGAGAAGCAUGCUGCACCACCGUGAGCUGGAGAAGCUCAAAGGCCGGGACUGCGGACAUGAGUGCAGAGUGUGCAAGGUAACGGUGGUGAGCCUGACUGAUUAUGCCAGCCACAUUUCCAGUCCCACGCACAAGCAGAAUGUGGAGGCUGCAGAACAAAAGCAUGCUGGGAACAACCGUGAGGAGGGCUACUUCGACCAGGCACUGGUGGACCUGAUCGAAAAGAGAAAAGAACAGAUCAGAAAAGAGAAGGAGGCUGCUGCUGCAAAGCAAGCAAAAGAAGAGGAGGAUCGCAGGAGAGAGGAGGAGUUUCAGCAGAGGUUAAAGCAAGCGAAGGAGCGUUACCGGCUGGACUGUGGCUGGCAGCAGCCAUCACAGGGGUUCGGUGGAUCCAGUCAGCGUGGCUCUUGGUACAGGAGCAACCGAUUUAAUGUCCGAUCAGGGCAGCCACAACCCUGGCACAACAAUAAACAGGGGAAGAGCGCCACCUGGCACGCUCAGGAGCCUCCCAACUUUCAGAAAUGGGCAUCUGAAGAGUUUGGUGGUGGGCGCUUCCAUAACCAAGAAGGGUGGAACAAGAAGCAGUGGGGUCAGGGUGGAUUGUCUGGCAAUCAACAACAUCGACUGCCUUGGGUCAGCAAUGGGGGCAGUAGUAACGGUGUCUAUGGCCAAAACAAUAUUUCCCAGUACCCACAAAGGGGCCGGCCGCUCAGCUUCUUGGGGCCUCCUCCUAUGUAUCCACCUCCCCCCAGUUUUUUCGCUCAGGCUCUUAACCAGUUUCAAAAUGCAUCCACUGACCAGGGAGGUCGUCCGGGUGAUGGGCUUCAGAAUGAGGGGGGGCAAACAGCAGAAUCUGACCACAACAGUAAUAAAAGCUCUAAGGCCUUUGGUAGCAAUCAAAAGCUGGACAAAGCCUGUCGCUGGUCACCCUAUCCAGUCACAAAGGGUUUUGAAUCUGUGCCCCAUAAGGACGCCAACGCAAACUCAUCAGAGAAGCACCCCAAAGUUCCCAAUCCCCAGAAGCAAGACAGAGCUCCAGAAAGCAGUGCCUUUAACAGCCUGUCCCGACCUGAAAAAAGACCAGGGCAGUUGACCUCUAAUGGACAAAGUGUGGAAGAGAAAGGGAAGCAUAAGCCAAAUCCCCAAACCAAGCCCAGAGACAGGAGUAGCGACAGGAGUAGCAGCAGCAGUAGAAGCAGCAGUGCUCAGAGAGAAGGCCAACAGAACCCCACAUCCGGUCCUUCCAGUCAGAAGGCAAAUAAUAAACCAUUGCUGCAUACAGAUAGGAAGAUGCCAUCACUUCCUGUUCUCAGCACUGGAGCUCAAAUCAGCAAGGCCUCCAGUCAAGCACAUGCACAAUCAAAGCCAACUGCGAAGCAGAGUGGAUUCAGUUCUAAGGUUUCUCCUGCUGGGCCCCUGAAAUCAAGGCAAGAACGGCAGCUCCCAGAGCCUUGGAAAGUAAGACAGAGUGUGUUAGAAAAGAGAGGCUCUUUGGAUAGCUCCAGUAACAGCAGGGUGGAAACGGCACGGCACAUUGUGGAGGGGCAGCAGCAGGAUCGUGCUCAGAGUCAGAUAGGAGUGAACAAAGAAAACAGCUGUAGGCAGAAUGCAGAUAAAUCAAAUUUACCUGACUCAGUCAGGCCAGAAAAGCCCACAUUGCAGUCUUCAGACAGCAGCCAGUUUCUCCAGUCACUACAAGUUAGCACCUCUACCAUGGAGAGCCCAGAACCUGCAGCGUCAGGCAGGGAAGAUGAUGAGCACAGGAAGAAAGUGGCCUGCUCGGUGGCCCCAGAUGAAGCCAUGCAGGCUGUUGAGGCAGGGCAGAGCUCAGAGAGUGACACCUCCAGAAGCAGUGAAGCGCAGACAGCCUCAGGCUCAAACACAAGUCUGUCCAAACUCGACCUGCCGCCUGUCUUAAAACGUGACCUCACCAAACACAUCAGCUGCAAGAGCAAAACAGGAGGCCACGAGCCCAACCUGAACAUUGCCCGACGGGUGAGAAACCUGAGUGAGUCACGGAGAAGCGACACAGAAAAGGACUCAGGACUCAAACCGACUGUCCGGCAGCUCAUCAGCUCCUCCGGGUCUCGACGUAACGUGAACUGGGAGCAGGUGUAUCAGGAGGUCAGGAAGAAGCAAGACAAAGGGAAAGGCAUGCCAAGGUUUGGGAUUGAGAUGGUGCCAAACGAGCUGGAGGACCAGAGCCAGGAGGAGGAUGACAUUCCCCUGCUGGAGGGUUCGCACUGGGAGUCGUUGAUGGACUUCUCUGCUCCAGGCACCUCCAGAAAACGCUCCUUAUCAGAGAGCAGCCUCGCUCCCGCAUCCACUCCCUCCCUGUUUACAUCCCUCGUGUCUAAGGAAACGGCGCAAAGAGAAAACCUCGCCUCAGAGAAACAGGGAACGUCUGUUCCUCCCACAUUCGCUCAAGGGAACAAAGACGACCACGGUCAACAAGUGGAGCAGAUGCUUGGUCAGUUUGAGGCUAAAGCUCAGAAGCAGCCUGACAAACUAACAUCAGCGACGGUGGAGGUCCUCCAGCGAUCUGAUUCAGUGCUUGGGGACAGCAGUUCAGGGACGGAGCAGAUUGAUGGUCAGGGAACAGGGAAGAGGCGAAGAGCAGCAGGGGACGUUCCAAGUGCAGAGACGUCCUCCAUGGAACACAAUAACAAAAGACGGAAGGUCAAAUCCAAAAAAGAACGUUCCCAGAUCGACCAGCUGCUGGCUGUGUCUCUGCGGGAGGAAGAGCUGAGUCGGUCCCUGCAGACUGUGGACACCAGCCUGAUCCAGGCCCGGGCUGCACUGGAGGCUGCCUACAUGGAGGUGCAGCGUCUCAUGGUGGUUAAACAGCAGGUGACUAUAGAGAUGAGCACACUGAGAAACAAACGCAUAGAGUUACUAAAAGGGAUGCAAGGUAGCAUGGAGGAAGCACCUCGGGUCAAACCCAAAGAAGAAAAGAUGGAUUCCAUAGAUAUCGACCCACAGAGCCCCUCCACUGUUACACUUUCCUCUGCUAAGGACAUUGCUGCUGCCCCCAGCCCUGCUCAGCGUGCCUCCCCUCCGUCCCCCAGCCUUCCCUUCGUGCCUGUAGUUAUCAAGCAGGAGCCCCAGUCUCCUGUUCAUGUCAGCUCAGAUCUGGACCCUGUGGACAAUAUAACCCACUGUGCUCACAGCACCACUCCGGAGCUGCCUGUCGCUCCAGCUUCUCCACCAGAUCCCGCCCAUAACUUCCAGCCAUCUCCUGAGAGAAAGCUUGAGCUGCACCAAACUAAUGCAGAACUUAUUUGGGAGAACUUUAGAGAUCCUGCAGACUGCAAAGAGAGCUUGUCAGGACUGGUUGAGACAAUGGAAAAGGCCAUUCAGGCAACAAGGAACUGUCUCAACCCUAUGUCUGACUCCAAAACCUCCAUAAAGCUUCUCUCGCCUAGCAGGAAGGACGCUGAGGUGGGGAACGUUGUUGAUUGUGCAGCCACAAAGACCUUUGUGUCCCCCUCUGGGCCUUCAGUCCUCAAUCUGCCUGCUUCUCCAUCUGAACUGAGCAGUGGAAAGCGUGUGAGGAAGCUCAAGAAGAGGAAGGUGUUGAGGAAGGCUCAAGGGACAGAGCUGCCUGAGAGCAGCGACACCGAGAUAGAUGGAGAGCCCUCAAAGCCCAGGUGGCUCCGACCACGCAGGAGACCCAGUGGAGGCUCUCAGGUCAGCACCUCCACUCAGCCCUCAGAAGAUAGAGUGGGUGACAUGAACUUUGAGAGCACAGAGGAGGCGCUUAGGCCGGUGUGUCAGGCCAUCAAACUUGAGAAAGUGGACCACAGUUCCUCCAAACAUAUGGUGGAGCUUCCCCAGGUGGCCCCCGCUGAACUAACAGUGAAGUUAGAUUCAGAGGAAAGCAUGGAGGUCACCGCAGCCCGUCAGCAGCCCCACCUGGAUGCCCAGGUUCAAACUCCCGCUCGAGUCCAGGUCCCGGACUCCUCCAGACCUGAGCCACAAAGCCUGGCCUGCAACGAGGUCACGUCCACAAGUGACAUGGAUGUAUGUAAAUCCUCUGAGAGCGAUAUGCCGUUUCCCGUCACAUUGCCCAAGAUAACGAAGAUCUCAUCAGAUGCGUCCUCUGACCACGGUGAGGAUGAUAUGCCCACCGAGGGGUUGUUCGAGGGCCACCAGGAGGCAGUGAACGCCAUGCAGAUCCACAACGGGCUGCUGUACACGUGCUCAGGGGACCGGACUGUCAGAGCCUUCGACCUGGUGAGUCGUAAAUGCGUGGGUGUGUUUGAGGGCCACAGCUCCAAAGUGAGCUGUCUGUUGGUGUCUGCGGCUCCCUCCCUGCACCAUCGCCUUUAUUCUGGUUCCAGUGAUCAGACCAUCCGCUGCUACAGUCUCAAGACACAAGAGUUCGAGCAGCAGUUUUCUCUGUCGGACCGAGUCCUCUGCCUUCACAGCCGCUGGAGGACUUUGUACGCAGGCCUGGCCAACGGCACAGUGGUGACCUUUAACCUCAAGACAAACAAGCAGAUGGAUGUGUUCGAGUGCCACGGGCGGCGGGCCGUGAGCUGUCUGGCCUCAUCGCAGGAGGGAGCCCGGAGGAUCCUGCUGGUCGGCUCCUACGACAGCACCAUCAGUGUGAGAGACGCCAAGAAUGGACUCCUGCUGCGCACGCUGGAGGGACACACCAAGACUGUCCUCUGCAUGAAGGUGGUCAAUGACCUGGUGUUUAGCGGCUCCAGUGAUCAGUGUGUCUACGCACACAACAUCCACACAGGAGAGCUGGUGCGGGUCUAUAAAGGCCACAGUCAUGCUGUUACUGUGGUGGCCGUCUUGGGGAAGGUGAUGGUGACCGCCUGCCUGGACAAACUGGUCCGUGUCUACGAUCUACAGUCUCAUGACCAGCUGCAGGUCUAUGGUGGACACAAGGACAUGGUGAUGUGCAUGGCUGUCCACAAGAACAUGAUCUACACGGGCUGCUACGAUGGCAGCGUGCAGGCCGUCAAACUCAACCUGAUGCAGAACUACCGCUGCUGGUGGCACGGCUGUUCGCUGGUCUUUGGGCUGACGGAGCAUCUGCAGCAGCACCUGAUCAACAACCACACCAGUGCCAACUUGCAGAUGCUCAAGUGCCGAUGGAAAAACUGUGAAGAGUUUUUCUGUGCUCGCAACAGCUCCAAGCAGGGGAUGCUGGUGCACAUGCGGAAACAUGCUGAGGAGGAGAGUGAACUGGAGCCUUAAGGGCCUUUUGGUGGGAACAUUAUUUCCUCCUGAGCCCUCUUCUCUUUCCCUCUAUCUUUACCCCCCCCACCUCUGUUAACCUCCCAUAUUGGGGGGGAUGUUCUUGGGACCCACUUAAGUUAGCAGCGCUCCUGUCGAGCCUGAUGAGUGGCGUCUGACGACUCCAUCCUUUAUGUUCGGUGUUGGAAUCCAACCAUAAUACAAUCAUGAAAGGAGGGUUGGUUGUGCUGUUGUUCUAUUGUUUUUUCUACAUUCUACAAAACAUGCCUUCCUCUCUUUCUAUCUGACCACUGCAGUUCCUCUUUUCACUGACCAAAGUAAGACAAAGACACACGUGACUUGUUUAUUGAAGAAACUUCAGCGUUGCCGGUAUCAGAGGGAUCUGUUAUGCUUUCAUUUUUGAAACUGCAACAGAAGACAAUAAUCCUCCUUCCAGAUUGGAUGGCUACAAUAUGGCAUGGGUUAAGAGAUGUUUUUAUUGUUGUUGUGCAGUUGUGAUGUGUCAUGUUGAGCAACCUAUAGUUUUUUUUCUUUUCUUUUUUUUUGUUUUAUUAAGUAGCCAUUAUUCACUCAAACUGACCCUUUUUGAUUUGAAGUUUCCAGAAAUUUACGGCGUAGUCUCCCAGGUUAGCAGUUACACAGUGUGAGUCGUUGUUUUGAAGGAGUUUCAUUGACGUGGCAGAAUUUAUUUUCGGUUUGGUUUUUCUUUUAUUUUCCGAAGAAUCCGGUUUCUACCAGUCUUUUUCUUUUUGUCAGAGGUUUAUGAUUACAUUUAUUUAUUUAUCGUUGCUCGUUCGGGUGAUUUAAAGAUGUUGAGGGACUUUGGUGCAGUGUUGUGUUGCCAUUUUAGAAUUUGCAUUUGCAGUGAAAACAGAAUCAAGACAUGGGCAUGGUGGCGUGUGUGUUCCUACAUGUGUUUAUCUGUGUGGCCUUAUUCCUCGUAUUUGUCGACAAGAGUGGUUUAAGGAACCCUGUUUUCCAUGAGUGAGUGUGAAGUACUGAUUUUAUGACACAAUUUCCUCCUUGGGAAAUGUUGUUUGUUUGGAUUUUUUUUUUUUUUUUUUUGGAGCAUCGAGCAGAAGGCACCGGAGCUGUAUUUUCCACAGUGAAGUUUUUCUAAUGAAGUGAGGAGGUGAAGGACGUUUAGAGGAGGUGUUCGAUGGAAGAGCUUGAAGGGAAGAUUUAGGAUUCAUCUCCCAUGCCAUACCUCACCCCUUUGAAAACAGUCAAGUUGGUAACACAAAACCACUUUUUUAAAGGCUUAUUCAACCAGUUUUAAGUGUGUGAAAGCCCAGUCGAUGCUCUCUUUGGCAGACUCUGUGGUUACGGCGCUCCUGUUACCCUGACGUUCUCACAUCUUCCAAACUUCUCACCCACUUGUUAUUGAUGACUGAGGAAAGCAUGCAGUCCACCUCUUACCUGGCAUUCCUGAGUUUCUUCAAGUUUUUCAGUUCUUAUCAAAGUUGUGACAAGUGUUUUUUAUGAAAGUGCAAUCUAAGAAAUUGUUAAUAAUAAAAAAAUAAUAACAUUGCAAG
Molecule: messenger RNA, 6911 nt
Organism: Toxotes jaculatrix (banded archerfish)
Lineage: Eukaryota; Metazoa; Chordata; Actinopteri; Toxotidae
Gene: znf106a
Product: zinc finger protein 106a
Exons: 22
Coding region: 94-5376 (1760 amino acids)
Cellular component (GO): membrane; cytosol
Molecular function (GO): SH3 domain binding; RNA binding; zinc ion binding
Source: RefSeq, a predicted model, not a curated record